Arachis ipaensis is the source of this 804-nucleotide messenger RNA. NCBI's taxonomy places the organism in Eukaryota, Viridiplantae, Streptophyta, Magnoliopsida, Fabales, Fabaceae. The record is from RefSeq and is a predicted model, not a curated record.
AUGUCUAUGAUUUAUUUGGGCAUUCCUGAAGAGAAUAUCCUGGAGAAACACAUUGAGGGAAUUCAGCGAUAUUGUGGUUCGGAUGCAAAAGUUAAUAGUCUUGCCUCUCAAUAUGUUCACAAGCUAGGGAUGAUUAUCAAAAGGUCUACCCAUGAGCUGGAUCUAGAUGAUCAAGCCAGCAUUCGGAUGUGGGUUGAACGGAACAAAAAGUCUGUAUUCUUUUAUCAAGAUACUUCGGAGUCAGACCCUUUUGUUUUGGGGAUCCAAACAGAAUGGCAGUUGCAACAGAUGAUUCGUUUCGGUCAUUGCAGUGUUGUUGUGGCAGACUCAACCUUUGGUAUAAAGAGACUCAAAUAUCCUUUGUUCACGCUUCUUGUUUUUGAUUCAAGGCAACAUGCACUUCCUGUUGCAUGGGUCAUUACACGUAGCUUUUCAAAGCCUGACAUGUCAAAGUGGCUGAAUGCUUUAAUUGAUAGAGCUCAUAGUGUUGAACCUGGAUGGAGAGUUAGCGGCUUUGUGAUUGAUGAUGCUGCGGCUGAAAUUGAUCUUUUAAGAGACAUAUUUUGCUGUCCAGUUCUAUUUUCACUGUGGCGCAUUCGUAGAUCAUGGCUAAGGAAUAUUGUUAAGAAAUGCUGUAACAUUGAGGUUCAACGGGAGAUUUUUAAGCGUCUUGGGGCAAUAGUGUAUAGUAUCUGGGGUGGUGUUAAUACAUCGCUUGCGUUGGAACAAUUUUUGCAGGACUUUGUUGACCAAACUGAUUUCAUGGAAUAUUUCAGAGCUUCUUGGUUACCAAAGAUUGGUUAG